AAUGUUAACUCAUAUUUUGCGCCUGUUAACUAAUUUGCACUUCUGUUGAAUGCUUUUAAAAAAAUAACUUUAAAUUUUUGAGUUUGUUUCUGUUUAAAAGCAAACAAUGGAGCAGCAGAACCUUUUAAUCUUUGGCAUUGACGAAGACAAGGAAUCAUCGGUGGAAUUGCUACAAAUUGUUGAAUCUGCACUUGAAGGCGAAAGUGGCAACAGGACGAAUGCCACCUUGAAAUCUACUCUUGAACAUUCUGCAUCAGAUGAAGAUAGUGAAGAUGAUUCAAGCAUUUCGUUUUGCAACAGUCCUCCCACGAAACCCAUUAAAAUGAUCGUGAAGGCUGUGGUCCACCAUCCUCUCGAUUGGAGUCCUUCACCUAAUAACCGUGAUGAGUUGCUAACUGAUAAGGAAUCUAAGCCAAAGCAUUACCGUGAUAAACUGGAACAGGAUGACUCCGGAUUUGUGGAAGAGGAAAAUAGUUUAUCAUAAUAUUUGAUGCUGUAACACGGCUUCAAGAAUCAUAAGCCAGAAGAAUGUGGUGCAAAAGAUCAAAUUAAUUUUUAUAUAUUGUAUCCCUACACAAAUAAUUAUUUAA
Drosophila willistoni is the source of this 590-nucleotide messenger RNA. RefSeq lists its product as uncharacterized. The transcript is spliced from 2 exons. Bases 107 to 484 code for a protein of 125 amino acids. The record is from RefSeq and is a predicted model, not a curated record. NCBI's taxonomy places the organism in Eukaryota, Metazoa, Arthropoda, Insecta, Diptera, Drosophilidae.